UCCCCUUUUCAGAUUCAGAACUCAAUACGCAGCGGCAAAGAAGAAAAUAUAAAAACGAAAAUAACAUAAUAGAGAAGAAGAGAAGAGUGUGUUUGGUUGUCGAUCUUCGCAGCUAUGGCUGGUGCGAGGAAGAGGCGCGCAUCCUCGACUGUCCUCGGGAUCGUCUUGCUCGGUUGUUUAUUUGCAUUUUCCAUAGCUAAAGAGGAGGCUGCUAAAGUUGGAACUGUUAUUGGCAUUGACCUUGGCACAACUUAUUCAUGUGUUGGUGUUUACAAAAAUGGACAUGUUGAGAUCAUAGCAAACGAUCAAGGAAACCGCAUCACCCCUUCAUGGGUUGGGUUCACCGACAAUGAGAGGUUGAUUGGAGAAGCUGCAAAGAACCAGGCAGCUGUUAAUCCAGAGAGGACUGUCUUUGACGUCAAGAGACUUAUUGGCAGAAAGUUUGAGGAUAAAGAAGUUCAAAGGGACAUGAAGCUCGUUCCAUACAAGAUUGUGAACAAGGAUGGAAAACCCUACAUUGAGGUCAAGAUCAAAGAUGGUGAGACCAAGGUCUUCAGUCCUGAAGAGAUCAGUGCGAUGAUUUUGACAAAAAUGAAGGAGACAGCUGAGGCUUACCUUGGAAAGAAGAUUAAGGAUGCUGUUGUUACUGUUCCUGCUUAUUUUAAUGAUGCUCAGAGGCAGGCUACCAAAGAUGCUGGCACAAUAGCUGGCUUGAAUGUUGUAAGAAUUAUUAAUGAACCAACUGCAGCAGCAAUUGCAUAUGGUUUGGAUAAGAAAGGUGGUGAAAAGAACAUUCUUGUCUUUGACCUUGGUGGUGGAACAUUUGAUGUCAGUAUCUUGACUAUUGAUAAUGGUGUUUUUGAGGUUCUUGCAACAAAUGGAGACACUCAUUUGGGAGGUGAGGAUUUUGAUCAGAGGAUCAUGGAAUACUUCAUUAAGUUGAUCAAGAAGAAGCAUGGGAAGGACAUUAGUAAGGAUAACAGAGCACUUGGAAAGUUGAGGAGAGAAGCUGAGCGUGCUAAGAGAUCUCUGAGCAGUCAGCACCAGGUCCGAGUGGAGAUCGAGUCCCUCUUUGAUGGCGUAGAUUUCUCUGAACCCCUUACAAGAGCUCGUUUUGAAGAACUUAACAAUGAUUUGUUCAGAAAGACUAUGGGUCCUGUUAAGAAGGCCAUGGAAGAUGCCGGUUUGGAGAAGCGCCAAAUUGAUGAAAUUGUUCUUGUGGGUGGAAGCACUAGGAUUCCCAAGAUUCAACAGCUUUUGAAGGACUAUUUUGAUGGUAAGGAGCCCAACAAGGGUGUUAACCCAGAUGAGGCAGUUGCUUAUGGUGCUGCCGUGCAAGGAGGAAUCUUGAGCGGAGAGGGAGGUGACGAAACCAAAGAUAUUCUUCUCUUGGAUGUGGCUCCAUUAACUCUUGGUAUUGAAACCGUUGGAGGAGUUAUGACCAAAUUGAUUCCAAGAAACACCGUCAUUCCAACCAAAAAGUCCCAAGUUUUCACCACUUACCAAGAUCAACAGACUACCGUCACAAUUCAGGUCUUUGAGGGUGAAAGAAGUCUUACAAAGGACUGUAGGUUGCUUGGGAAGUUUGAUCUCACAGGAAUAGCACCAGCCCCAAGAGGAACCCCACAAAUUGAAGUUACCUUCGAGGUAGAUGCCAAUGGUAUUCUGAACGUCAAGGCCGAAGACAAAGCCUCUGGUCGAUCCGAGAAGAUCACAAUCACCAACGACAAGGGCCGUUUGAGCCAGGAAGAGAUUGAGCGUAUGGUCAAGGAAGCUGAGGAAUUUGCGGAGGAGGACAAGAAGGUCAAAGAAAGAAUCGACGCCCGCAACAGCCUGGAAACCUACGUUUACAACAUGAGGAACCAGAUUAACGACAAAGACAAGCUCGCAGACAAAUUGGAGGCUGACGAGAAGGAGAAGAUCGAGACAGCAACCAAGGAGGCCCUUGAGUGGAUGGACGACAACCAAAAUGCUGAGAAGGAGGAUUAUGAUGAGAAGCUGAAGGAGGUAGAAGCAGUGUGCAAUCCGAUCAUCACUGCUGUCUAUCAGAGGUCUGGUGGUGCCCCUGGCGGCAAAACAGAGGAUGAAGACGAAGGCCAUGAUGAACUGUAAAAGAUUUUAAGUAGGUUCUAGGUUUGGAGCUUUUACUGAUGAGAGAGAGAUGUUAGUUAUAGAACAUGAAACUCGACUUUUUAUGCACUCUUUUUCUGGCAAAAAAGUUUUGUGUAUUUUCACAGGAAAAUCCUGUUCGCUGAGGACAUGAAAUGGGGUCUUCCCUUUCCUUCAUCGUAUCCCUCGUUUUGGAUCUUUGAUAAUUUGAAUUUAAAGGGAGAUGCAUUUUCUGUAUUGCGCAUUUAUUAA
Sesamum indicum (sesame) is the source of this 2361-nucleotide messenger RNA. RefSeq names its product luminal-binding protein 5. The record is from RefSeq and is a predicted model, not a curated record. NCBI's taxonomy places the organism in Eukaryota, Viridiplantae, Streptophyta, Magnoliopsida, Lamiales, Pedaliaceae. Gene Ontology annotation, molecular function: ATP-dependent protein folding chaperone; ATP binding.